CAUCCAUAGGUGCACUACACCAUCAGUCAGCCUCAGUAUCAAUACUAUAAAACUGCAGCAUCCGGAGUUUGCAGACAGAUUGAAUCAGAACUUUUCAAAGGAUAUGGAACUCUUUUAACAACAUAAAAUGCAUUAAAAGACCCUCUAACACAGAGGACAGCGCCAUGCCAGUGUCACAGCAGGAUGUUUCCAAAUGGACCGAGGAAAGCCGCAACACUCAGAACAUGGAAACAGUAAACGGUGCGCACAAGACCAUGAGUAUGGACGGUGACAAUGACGAUGAUGAUGGAUUCAACAGAAUGGAAGAGAAUAACGACGAUGAGGAGCAGGGGGAAGAAGGAGGGUUGGGGGAAGAAGAGAGCCUUGAGGAGAGUCCUAAGAGGAGUGGGACCAAGAGGAAGAAAAUGACAAAAGCCCGACAACAGAGGUUUAAGGUCCGACGCAUUAAGGCCAACGAGCGAGAGAGAAACCGUAUGCACGGGCUCAAUGAUGCGCUUGAGAGUUUGCGUAAAGUUGUACCUUGCUACUCCAAUACUCAGAAACUUUCCAAAAUAGAAACAUUGAGGUUGGCAAAAAAUUACAUAUGGGCUCUCUCUGAGAUCUUGCAAUCGGAUGAAAGUCCAGAGUUGAUGUUGUUCGUGCAGGCUCUAUGCCAAGGACUGUCCCAGCCCACCACCAAUCUAGUGGCAGGAUGUCUGCAGCUCAACCCCUGGACGUUUUUACCAGAGCAGGCCCAGGACAUCCCAUCUCAGGUGCACCAAACAUCGACUGCAUCCUUCUCUUUGCACCCCUCCUAUCCUUACCCUAGCCCGCCGUAUGGUACCAUGGACAGCUCCCAUAUCCACCACGCCAAGCCCCACACUGUCGACAAUGCGCUUGAGCCGUUCUUUGAAACUACAUUCACAGACUGUACCAGCACCAGCCCCCGGUUUGAGGGACCACUAAGUCCACCAUUGAGCGUGAAUGGGAACUUUUCCUACAAGCACAAGUCAACGACGGAGUUCGACAAGAGCUAUGCCCUUUCGAUACAAUAUGCACCUCAAGGUCUGGCAGGAGUACAAUGUCUUCAUCCGUUUUAUGCAAGCUCAUCACAGCGCUUUGAUAUUCCCAUGGACAACUUUAUGUCGUACGAGACUCAUAACGAGAGGAUGCUGAACGCUUAGCUCAAUGUCAUAUUCCAGAAAACAUUUACAUUUACAUUUAAGUCAUUUAGCAGACGCUCUUAUCCAGAGCGACUUACAAAUUGG
Salmo salar (Atlantic salmon) is the source of this 1247-nucleotide messenger RNA. RefSeq names its product neurogenic differentiation factor 1. The record is from RefSeq and is a predicted model, not a curated record. Gene Ontology annotation, molecular function: E-box binding; DNA-binding transcription factor activity, RNA polymerase II-specific; protein dimerization activity. Gene Ontology annotation, cellular component: nucleus. NCBI's taxonomy places the organism in Eukaryota, Metazoa, Chordata, Actinopteri, Salmoniformes, Salmonidae. Gene Ontology annotation, biological process: axon development; sensory organ development; positive regulation of transcription by RNA polymerase II.